AAACGUAUACAAAUUAUAUAAUCCUUCAAUUUUAAUAUUUUAAGGCGUAAACAAAUCAGGGCGAAACCUCGCGAUAAAUCGCGAGACUUGGAGUCUUCCAUCUUGCCACGUUCCAGCGCAUGCAGUGGGCGGGGUUUAACCCGCGGCUAUCCACACGAUUGAAUCAAGGCAAGAGCUUUUGUAUGGGGAUUGGAUGGAUUUUUAUUUACGCCCCGCCUACAGCCACAUUCCACAUUGAUCACUGGCCGAAUGCUGAGUCACUCAAACCCAGUGGUCGGUGCAGAGGGAGGGUUUGGUUUUACUGGGUUUCAUUAUUUAGAUCUCUACAAAAUUCUGUAAGAUUAAAAUGUCAGCGUGAAUCUCAGAUUAAUUACAGAGAAAAGAGACACAAUCAACAUCCGACAAGAGACAAUGGCCACGAAGAAAACGUCACGAGGACAAAGCAAGAAAGACGCCAAACUGCAAAUGAAUAAAAAUGGGAAAAAGGGCGGAGCUAAAGGCAGCGUGUCGUUCUUCACCUGGUUCAUGGUUCUGGCUCUUCUGGGUGUCUGGACCUCUGUCGCUGUUGUAUAUUUUGAUCUGGUGGAUUAUCAGGGUGUCCUCGGUAAACUCUCAUCCUACGAUGCUGACGGCGAUGGAGACUUCGAUGUGGAGGAUGCUAAGGUCUUGUUGGGACUGAAGGAGAAGCCUGAUGUUCUGCCCUCUGGACCAUCUUCUCCUGCUGAAGUCCCAGAGCCUGAUGUAGAGGAACAGAUCCACGCUGCUAAUGGUGAUGAAUCAGCUCAGCUUCCUCCAGAGCCUGAGGCCGUGGAGGAAGAGGAGCCUGAGGCCGUGGAGGAAGAGGAGCCUGAGGCUGUGGAGGAAGAGGAGCCUGAGGCCGUGGAGGAAGAGGAGCCUGAGGCCGUGGAGGAAGAGGAGCCUGAGGCCGUGGAGGAAGAGGAGCCUGAGGCCGUGGAGGAAGAGGAGCCUGAGGCCGUGGAGGAAGAGGAGCCUGAGGCCGUGGAGGAAGAGGAGAAUGAGGCCGUGGAGGAAGAGGAACCGGAGGCCGUGGAAGAAGAGGAACUGGAGGCCGUGGAGGAAGAGGAACCGGAGGCCGUGGAGGAAGAGGAGCCUGAGGCCUUGGAGGAAGAUGUAGAAUCACUGAUUGAAGAACAAGAAGAGGUUCCUGAUGUAGUUGAGGAUGAGCCAAGUAUAAUAAAUGAGGUGGAAAUGGAAGCAAUAGAAGAAGCUGUGCUUGUUAAUGAGGUUAACAAUGAGGCAUUUGAGGAACCUACAUCUGCUGAAGAAGCAGCUGAAGUGGAAAGUGAGGAAAUUGCACAAGUGGUAGAAGCUGUUGUAGAACCAGUAGAGGAACGUAGCAUAUCUGAGGAAGCUGUUGAAGAGCCAGUUGAGGAAAUUAUCCCAGCUGAGGAAGAAGCUGCUCUGGUUGAGGAGGUAUUUGAAGAAGCUACCCAUGUUGGAGAGACUGUAGAAGAGUUCCUCUCUCUUGAGCAGACAGAAGAGGCAGCACCAGUUGAAGUAGUCGAGGAAAGCAUUCCUGUUGAAAAAGCAGUUCUUGUAGAAGAAGCAGCUGCUGUAGAAGAGAAAGAAGUUGCAACUUCAGUUGAGGAAGUAGUGGAAGAAACACUAGAAGAAUCUGCCUCUGUUGAAGUUGGUGUAAAAGAGGCAUUUCCUUCAGAAGCAGCAGUUCCUGAAGAGGAAGCUUCUGUAGAGGAGGCAGUUUCAGUUGAGUUAGAAGUGGAGGAGCUUCCAACAGUGGAAGAGGGAGCUGAGGAAGUAACACCUACUGAAGAAACAAUAGAAGAUCUGGAAGAGGUGGCUCCUGCAGAGGAACUGACAGACGAGGCCUUAGAAGAGCCUGAGGUUGCAACAGAAAAGCAGGAAGACACACAGCAAACAGAAACAAUGGGAGAAACAGAGGAGGCAAGUGAAGAUGAAGAGCCAGAAGAAUCCACAGAGGAUGUUGUAGAAGAACAGAGUGAAGACGAGCAGACGGAAACCUAAGUUUUGGCACCUUGUGUGGAGGUACAGAGGAUCAUCCCACUAUGACUGGGCAGCUGCAGUGGAUUAACAGUGAACAACCCCAGCAUCCAAAUCAACUCCUUUAAUCUUUUUUAUUUUAUUACACUCAGAUUUUUGAAUGAUAACACACACGUGUACAUGUUUGAGUUGGGUUUUAUCUUAUUCCCUUUCCUUUUCCCUCCUAAACAGCAGCUCUGUCCUUUUCCCACUUUAGUUUCUAUUAGAAGUGAAACCACUGUUGGGUUUGUUGAGAAUCAGAAACUUCCUGUGUAUUGAAGCUGCUUCGUAAGUGUGAGAUCUGUGUGUGUGUGUGUGUGAGUGUGUGAGUGUGUGAGUGUGUGAGUGUGUGAGUGUGUGUGUGUGUGUGUGUGUGGAUAUAUAAUCAUGCCAUGAUGUUAAUGUGAAGUUAUGACACAAAGCUGCACUGAUGUGUAUAAUGGCUUUCACUCCUCACUUCACCUCAGUGUUACAGAAAGAGGCAUGUUUUGUAAUGCUAACGUGUGUGUGUGUGUGUGUGUGUGUGUGUGUGUGUGUGUGUGUGUGUGUGUGUAUCUGCAUCUGUCCCUUGAGCCGUGUUUUUUUUUUUUUUUAUUACAGAGCCACAAAUCACUUUAUGACUCUUCAGUUUAAUUGUACGGUCAUUUGUAAGUCAUCAGUUUAAUUGUACACAGAGAGCCUCUUGGUGUGUUCUGUGUGUGUGAUCCUCUUUGAUUUUCAGAUAUUUUUCACUAAUUCAUGAGACAUGUGACAGAGACAGUUAAAGCCAACACCUGAUGUCAUCUCACGUACCUCCUUCUGUCUGAUCGUUAUUUUAGAUUUGGCCUCAGUCUAAUCAGUUCAGUUUCAGUGACACAGCUAAUUAGCAGUAGGUGUGUGCCAAUACUUAUAAUCACAUCACCAUUUCAUCAAAAUGUUUUUUUUAAUGAUGAGAUAAUUCUGAUUGUGUUCCACUCUUACCAGCAUGUUUCACGUUUACUGUCACUGAUCCGUUCAGGUUUCAGCCUCAGACAUUAGACACACUGCUUCUAUAAAGCAUUAUAAAGUUUCACAGAAGAGACUUCAGUGUUAAACUGAUGGUGUUUAUUUAAAGUGUUCACAAUCAUUGUUUAGCGCACAUUUAGUUUCAGUGAAGAGUUUGUACAGAGACAGAACACUAAUGAUUCACAUCACACACAUGCAAUCAUUGAUGUGAUUCUGAUUUAACACACACUAAGAGAUUGCAGGUUAGCUUUGAUAUUUCACACCUAAAAUGUGUGUGUGUGUGUGUGUGUGUGUGUAUAUAUAUAUAUAUAUAUAUAUAUAUAUAUAUAUAUAUAUAUAUAUAUAUAUAUACGUAAACACAACACUUGGAGUCAAUGUGAACUUUUAAAGUAGAGUUAUGUUUGGGUUAAUUUCUUUCUUUUUUGUGCUAUGUUCCUAAGCCAUAAGUGGGACGUGGGAUUUGGAGGAUAAAAAAACAAAAACCAGCAAUAAAUCUUUCUGCAAGUAAUUUAAUUGCUAUUUGUGUUUAAACAGGUUUUUAUUUUUGAUUAGGUUUACAUGAUAUUCUGCUGUAUGGGUCAAACACACGUUAACUUAUUGCAGUUUUAGAGACGUUUGGGUCACAAUUUUGUAUGACAGUUUUAGGUUUGAUUGCUGCAAUAAAGUUUGGGACAAAAGUG
This is a messenger RNA of Tachysurus vachellii, 3683 nucleotides long. RefSeq names its product aspartate beta-hydroxylase (gene asph). The coding region runs from base 412 to 2004 and encodes 530 amino acids. Gene Ontology annotation, cellular component: endoplasmic reticulum; membrane. NCBI's taxonomy places the organism in Eukaryota, Metazoa, Chordata, Actinopteri, Siluriformes, Bagridae. The record is from RefSeq and is a predicted model, not a curated record. The transcript has 10 exons. Gene Ontology annotation, molecular function: peptidyl-aspartic acid 3-dioxygenase activity. Gene Ontology annotation, biological process: peptidyl-aspartic acid hydroxylation.